Eimeria necatrix is the source of this 813-nucleotide messenger RNA. RefSeq lists its product as hypothetical. The record is from RefSeq and is a predicted model, not a curated record. NCBI's taxonomy places the organism in Eukaryota, Apicomplexa, Conoidasida, Eucoccidiorida, Eimeriidae.
AUGGCCUUUUAUUUCCCUCGUGAAUUGCGCUGCAGACCGGCUGAGUCAGCUUUGCUCGCCCGCGUUGAAGCGAAACAUUCUACGUUCCCGACCUACGUCCAUGGGAUGUCCAAGGCGGGCAACCCCGUUAUCUACAAGCCAAGCCUAAGUGGGCUGCGAGAUUUCCGCAGGUUGUUUGUUUUACAGACCGACUCGUACUUAAUUGACACGUGGCUGGAGGAGACAAAGGCGAGUGCUUUCACGUUGGUUCUGGACUUCGGCAUGCUUACGAGACGACUGAGAGCACCAACGCUGGAUAUGUGGGAGUCACUGAGGAGCGUCGUGGACCCGCUACCUGCGGAGGCGCGAUCGUCCAUUGAGCAAAUGGUUCACCGAGUGUUCGCACGGUGCGAGGCGGUUGUAGUUGUGAAUGCAACCACCUUCUUGAAGCUUUUGAAGCCUGUUAUAUCUCUGAUGGUUCCGGUCAGCAGUGAUAAGUUAUUUGUCUCCACAGACUACUCGGCGCUGUUCAAAGUAGUGUCUGCCCCGCAGGUUCCCAGACCGUACAACCCCUCUUCCCCCGAUGUGCUCAGCAGCAGUGCUCACACAACGCAGCUGUACACGUUGCUGAAUGCCCGAGCCCAGGAGGUUCUAGGGCGGCCCUUGCAAAUUGAUAUUCCCGCUGCAAUGGCUCCGCCUCCGAAAAAGGUGCAAACAGAUAAGGAGCAGCCUCCUGUGGUUCCUUCGCCCAAGCCGACACCGGCACCAGAGGAAAGGACUGUAGCAGAAGCCUUAGAAGUGGACCAAGAGGACCUGUUUGAUGAUAUUGACUAG